ACCCUAGCAAUAACAUAAGCAAGAAACUGUAUUUGCAUAAGUAUAUUCCCAUAACUGAACUAAAGUUCUUUUCAUGAGUUCGCGCGAAUUCCAUAAAUAACAAGAAGUUUAUUUCAAUAAUAUGAAUGUAUUGAUUGAUUGCUACUUUGAGUCUAGUGCCAGUUCUUCCUCACAGAUGUAGCAACUGUCGUCUGUCAUUGUCAGCGAGUUGUUGUUUACCCCCGUUGUAAGUCAGUUCGCUUGUGUUAAAUAAGGAGACGCCGGAAGCUUUUUAUUGUUGAAUUUGUACGUAUAUUUGAGGAGCUUGUGGAGCGAAGGUACUACGACCCCAGGCACUGAAUUCAUACAGAUAGCAUGAAUCGUCCGACGAUUGCAGAGCAAGAAGAUCUUGUUAAAGAAUCCCUUUUUAAGUUCCUGAGGAAGCACAUACCAAGUGCUCAGUUGAGUUCUAUUGAUGAGAUUGUUUUGAGAUAUGUAGUAAGCAUACUUGAAGACCUCGGCACAGAAGCAAGUGUGGAAGAAGCUUUUGAUGUUGAAGGUUUUUGUGAGAUGAUGGCAGCGUAUUUCCCCGAAUUUUCCACAAUACAUCACACAGAUGUCUGUCAGUGGAUGUUCGAGUUGGAGGCAACAUUAAGCCAAAAGAAGAGAAAGGAUGAGUGCAACAGCAGCGAUUCCUUUGCAAAGGAUAUACCUGUGCUAACUCUUCAGACGCUUGUACCUACUCGUAACCAUGGUGACAGUGAGAGCAGUGGUGGUGGCAGUGGUGACACCACAAAACGUGUACACCAGCUUUCUGAAAACAGCGAUGGAAGCUCAGACAGCAGUGGGGACUAUUAUUUGGGACAGGAGGAGCCACAGUACGACGCAGCUCAAGUGCAACUCCUACAGGAGAUGUUCCCCAGCGCUUGUACUAUCGAGGUGCGUCACUGCUUGGCCAUUGCCGAGGGUGAUGUCGGCCGUGCUGCUCAGUUGGUACUGCACCGCCAAGAGGCGGGCCAGAGCCUCACCAGCCACUCUCCGGCUAUGACUGCAUUAGCUCAGCGCCAGAAAGCUGUUGUAGAUGAUCAGGAACUGAAAUCACGCAUAAUAGCGAGGUAUAGCUAUGUGGACAAGGAUGAUGAUGUUCGUGAGCACAGGCCAGUGGGACCAAAAGCAGAGCCUAAGAAGCUGGUGAGGUAUCGUGACAACAAGAUUGUCAGUCUUAAAGGAGAACGUUUCACUGAAGUUAAAAAAGAUGAUGAAGAAGAUGUGAAAAAAACAUAUGUGAGCAUCAAGCCAGCAAGGCAGUAUCGUUUCCACUGAUAUUCCUCCUAGAGCUUAUUUGCUCCACAGAAAGGUAUUUUAGCAUCAUCUUUCUGGCUAGAGGAAUGGGAAAUAAAAGAGAGGCCGCACAAAGAGAUGUGAUUUUGAAUGAAAGGUAUUGUUUCAAAGAAGAGAAUUUAUCUUUGCAGCUAAUCUGAAGAAUGAAGUUUUACAAAUUGAACAUAGUGAAAAUAUUACAGAAAAUAUUUAUGCAUUCCUUUCUGUUUGAAGGCAGUUAUACUUUGCACAUGGACUUCAUGUGCCAUUACUAUUCUUGAGCUUUAACUGUUUUCUCUUCUGAAAUUUUGUAAUAUUCUUUUUAAUAUACAGAUCUGAAAUGUGACAUUUUGGAAAGACUGGACAAUUUUCCCCACACUUUAUAACUUGUACAAGUUUUGACACAGCACUGUCUCUGCCAAGAAUGUAUUUAUAAUUAUUACUUCUUAGUGAGAAUGCAACUGAACAUUGCUUUUGUCGGAUGCCAUCACUGAAGUGUUCAUUAAUAUUUCUGAAUAGUAAUAGAGUCUAACAGUAUUCUUGCUGCAGUCUGUACCACUAAUGCCAAGCAUUAGAGACCUAUUUAAUGUUCCUUAGAAGAUAGUUUCCUCACUAUGCUUAUUUUAUUUGUAUAUACAGUUAUUUAGACUACAUGCGCAUAGUUGGAGGAAUAAUAAUGGACACUGCAGGGUAUUCUGGCAUCAAGAAAUUUACCUUUUUUCAGCCAGUCAUCCAGUAUUGAAUUGCUCUGUUACAUGAACUUUCAUAUGACACAGCAGUAAUUGCUGACAUUGCAGUGCAGACAUUUUGUAUAAUUGUGUGCAUAAUUAUUUAUACGAAUUUUGUUACAUGUAAAAAGUGUUGUGUGUUUCUUAUAAUUGUUUUAUUGUAUGUCACAAAAAAGACGUCAUAAAUUGUUUAGUAAGAGACGUUCCAUAUAAAAUGGAACAUGAUAUUAUCAGAGUAUUCUUUGUAUUUGUCUUGUGAAUUACUCAGAUAUUUUCUCAUUUUUAAGGCACAUUAACCUAUGCUCUGGUAGACUGUAUUUUUUCAUUGAUGGGAGUACUCUUUGUACUGGAGCAUUUUUCACUCGUUACGUGUGUGUGUGUGUGUGUGUGUGUGUGUGUGUGUGUGUGUGUGUGUGUGUGUGUGACAGAGAGAGAGAGAGAGAGAGAGAGAGAGAGAGAGAGAGAGAGAGAGAGAGAGAGAGAGACUGAGUGCUAAUAUUGUUUAUUUGACUGAGUGAAAGAAUCAUUUGUUUGUUAGUGUCACAGUUACAAGUUUCUUAUGUCAUAGCUUGCCAUUAUUGAUCAUAGAAGUACUUUAUUUAUCUAAUUAUUUUUUGUAAUUUUUUUAUUUGAUUUUUUUUGUUACAGUUUAUGCAUAUGUGAGUGUCAUAGCUAUUAUCCAAUUGUAAAACUCAGUAUUCAUGACUGAGAAUAUAAAGCAGCUACUAAUUUAAAAAAGGAAAGCUACAGAAUUGUAGAAUAUGUGAAUAUGCUUAAAUGGUUUUGACGUUUAAAAAUGUUUUAAGAAGUUGAAGUACUUCAUUCAGUGCAUUGUUCUGCUUCAUUGGUGUUAUCACAAAUCAAGAAUGAUAAAAUUUAUUUUAGUGUUACUCUGAAACACAAGAAGUCAACAGUAAAAACUCAUGUAAAGAACAAUGUUUUCAUUUUCUCAUUUGAUAACCGCACUUCUCCGUGUGUUUUUCAUAUUCUGUAAAGAUGCUAUGGUAUUUUCAGUUCUUGCACUAACUGGAUAAUCACUGGUGUUAAAAUAGUACUGUGAUACUUUCUUAUUUCCUUAGUUGUGUUUAAAGAAUAACUGUGUCUUGAAAAUUAUCUUAGAAAAAAAUAUGCAGAAUAAUCUGAAUCUUUAUGAUGCCAGCUGUCUUUCACAUUUGGUAACUGUGCAAUAUUAAAUUUGACCAAAUUUAUAAUCAAUGCGACAAGUUUAUUUGCUUGUGCAUGUAAGAGGUAAACACAAAGAAGUGUUUCUACAGGUCCCUCUUUCACAGCAUUGAGAUAACAUUUCCUUUUACAGUUCUACUGCUUAUGAUUUGUGACUUACAAAUCUGCCUUCAGGUAAAUUCUUCUACAGAUGUAGCGUUAGAAGGCCAGUAAAUCUGUGCUAUGUGUGCCAAGUGAUUUAAUUUUAGUGCUAGUUUUGUAUGUACUGCUGCAAGUGUGAUAUUUUUUCGCAGUGUCUUCCUCAGUGGCUAGAGAUGCUUCAGUGUUUUUACAUGAAAAAAUAAGAACAGUGAAAUGUCAUUUCAGAAGUUUUGUAAGGAUUAUGUUAUAUCUACAGAUGGGUGUAUGACUGAAUCCAUUCAAAUCAUUUAAUUAUCAACCUCAUUUUAUUUAUAGCUCUAUUUGAGUGGAUCAGGUGGUUUCAGUGGUUUGUGUGUGUUGGAUGCCCAUAAAGCAAUGCAAUAUAUAUGAUCAGCAAUGUAGUAUUGUUUCCCUUUGUGAUCUUCAUCAUAAGUAAUCUGUUUGGCAUAUUAAUCUGAUAUUUUAAUUGUUUUGUAGUAUUUGCUUUUAAAUCACAAACAUAAGUAACUGCAGCUACAGAUAUAUGGAUGGCUGUACUACUACACUCAAAAGUUCCAUUAAACUACUACUACUGUGCAAGGAUCUUAUAGCAUCAGGAUUUCACAAAGCUUUUUAUAAUGGUUUAUUUCAAAUCAUCAUGGUUCAUUACUUCUUAAAGAUUCCUUGGUUUCAUUGCUGUAUCUUAUUUCUGUUGUACAUUCUUUCUUGAUGACAGUUAUUAAUUAAAGGUGGCAACAAAGGAGGAAAUUACAGUCUCAUUGGUGAUCCCCAAUUUCCUACCAUCUCAAGUUUAGUGCUGCAUCCUUUAUUUCACACCAGCAGUAAAAUAUUGGAGUAAUUUUGUGUUAUCAGUUUUGUUCUGUAUACAUGAGAGCAGUGCAAAGGCCAGUAAGUUUGUUUCCACACUAUUUGUUUUUUUCUCAACAGAACUCUUGGUAUAAUUGUGUUCAGUAUAAAAUAUAAAAUGACUUGGAGGAAAAAUUACAAUGUUGACAUCACUCAUUCUACGACUGUUGUGUCUUUUCUGGUGAAAUUCUGUAGCACUACCAUUGUACAGAGGGACACUCUUCAAUACAAAUACUAUUUUGAGGUUGUGUUUGUUCAGUAUACACAUUCGUUCUUGUACCUGUGUGACAGAUUCUGUUUUUUGCUAAAAUUUAAUUGUAGAAUAGUUAUUAUUGAUUCCACAUAAUUCCAUUAACAUUAAUUUUGUGUUCUUCUGUUUUAUUACAUUAUGUUUGUCAUUUUUCGUUUCAGUUCUAUUUUAUUUAACACAUGCAAUACUGUAUGUUUCUGCCUGUCUCUAAUGACCUCAUGGUUGGUGUGAAGUUACAACCUAAUCUUUCUUCAUUUUGUAUGCUAGUAGUACAAUAAUUUGAAAACAAUGUGCAGAAAAACUUAGUCUUUCUUUGAAAAUAUCAGAACAGUCGUUUUGCACAUUGCUUCAAUAUAAUAUGUCCUGUGACGUUUUGGCCUCAAGUAAAUCCACUGCCUUUUCUGUACUCUUUAAUUUAAAGUUGUACAUUGCCAUGUUUGUAUUGUGCCUAGUGUCUGGUUCAGCAGGAUCAAACAUGCUUUUCAAAAUAAUGAAACUGGUGUUGCUUGGAAUUUAAAAAACAGUUUAAUGCUAAUGGUUACAAAGAUAAACAGCCGUAACCUAAUUGGCAAAGUGUUUACCAACUUAUUGUUCACAAUGAUAAGAUAAAGAACAUGUCUCUUCACUUUUGUAUUAUUAGACAAUAAGGUGCAUAACAAACUGAAAACAGGUAAUAAAAAAGAAGAAAUCAACUGUAAUUAUCAGAAGUAGUUUCUGGUGUGAGGUUUUUUUUUUUUUUUUUUUUUGGGGGGGGGGGGGGGGGCACCUCUUAAGGCAAUAGGAGUGAUGAAAAAGUGACAUAGGUAGAUGACUGAAAGGUUGUGAGGUGUGGAAUAGGGGAUAGACACACAGGCUGGAUAUGGAAUGAGUGGGCAGGGAAUUACAGCAAAAUAGCUAAUGUGAGGCCGGAGGAAAAUUUGGAAAUCUCUUGUUAGAAGAUUAAUUCUUUUCCCCAAAAACUGUAAAACAGUUUGAGUCUAGGACAGGUGUGUAUAAUUUGCAUCUAACAACAUUCAUGCAGUAUCACUGUUGGUUAGCUAAAUGCAUAUGCAUUUUGGUACCAUCUGUCCAGGUGCAAUAAUUUGGACUGACAAAGAGAAUCAUACAGUAUAAUAUAAUUUCUUGAUUUUAUGUCCUAGCAAUGUAAUUGUCAUUAAAGUGAACCUUGAUAACUUCUGUUGUUGUUUGAUCUUGGCAGUCCAGUGUACACUCAGGUAGCUGACUGAAAGUUACCGCCACUGUCAUUCACCAAUUGAAGUGAAGAACAUGAAGAGCUGAGAUAAAUUCCACAUGGUCAUGUGCAACAGAACUGCAACAAAAUAGAGUUUAGCCUCUUUCUACCCCUCACAUCACAUUUUCUCCCAGUAACAGUCUUCACAUACUUCUUUCAUAACUUGGAAUAGUUUGUCUUAACUGCAUACAAAUUAACUUCAUAAUUUUUCUAUUGAUUUGUUACUGAAGAUCUGUAUCCCUGAUCCACUGCUGGUUUAAAAUAGUUGUCAAUGUAUGCAUCAAGAAAUUUUAUUUCAUAUUAACCACAGUAUUUCUGAAAAAAUUUUUCACUCACAUAAAUGAAAAUACGUUUGAUAUAUUUCUGCCAGACAUUGUCACUGCUGAUGAAGUGAAUGACAGUAUAAACUCCAAUUGUCAGAAACUUCUUUUAAUUUAAAUAUUAUGAACUAUAUUUAUCACAGUCGUUAAGGCUGAAAUGUAAAAAAUUGCUUAUUGACAUCACAUUAAUUGGAAAUGAGACUGUCAUUCAUUUUAAAUUUACACUGGGCCCUUUUGACAUUGCUUGAUAGGAAUGUGUGAAGAUGUUUAAUGUGGCAAGUAGUUGGCUUAAUUCACUGUAACAGUGGUGCUGGUAGAAAGUAUGAUUGUUUGAAUCACAGAGAUUAUUUCCCCAGUGGUGAUGGGGGAAAACUGAAUAGAGCAAUUUUAAGAAAGAAAAGACAUUUACGUUUCAUAGAAGUUUUCCACUCAUACUUUCAUAACACUGACUUGCAGUUAUUAUGCUGUUUAUUACUCUAAAAAUGCUUUUUUAUGUGGCAUUAAAUUGUUCUGAUGCUACAUGUUAAAUAGCAAAAAAUCCUUCACCUGUUAUGGUAGAUGAUAAUGGAGAGAAUCACUGAAUAUUAUGUGGCUACAUAAUUAUAUUUUAUGUAGUGCUUCUCUCUUGUGAAAAGUUUAUACAAUUUAGAAUGUAAAUAAUAUCUGGACUAAUUUUCACUGAAUAAAAAUUCAUUGCUGAAUGACUUUUUACUAAAGAGUUACAGUAAUGUAUAUGGUGUUGAGCUAUAUUUAAUGUAAUUGUCUGUUCAUUUGCCAUAAUGGCACUUGUUAUGCUGCUAGAGGAAAUGUGUUCAGAUUUACUCUGGCUGUUUGAUACUAUGUUAUUGAUGUCUUGGCAAAGUCAAACUUGUGUGAAUCAUUGAUCCUUUAUGUGGACUUAAUAUCUUUGUGUGAAACAUUUACAUUUUUCUGUCUAGAGGCUUUACAAAUAGUGUUAUGCAAAUCACCAUUCAAUUUUGUGUAGAAAAUCUAGAGUUAGAAUUUCACAGUGAAAUUCGUUCCACAAAUGUGCACUUUUCCCCCCAGCAACAACUUAAAGAAUCUAAUAUUUGGUAGAAAUGUAGAUGAUAAGAUACCAGAAAGUGUAUAUAUGUGUCUGAUAUUUAAUUUGUAGAGUACGUCAGGCAUGUUGUUGUAAAUAUUAUUUCUAAAAUUUAUUGUGCAUGUAAAUAUUUUAUAUUAAGUAAAAUGACUCUGACCUAUAGGUUCAAAAAUAGUUUCUUUUCUGUCACUCAUCUGUUACAAGAAAAAUUCAUCUUUGGUGAAAACUGUAUUGUACUCUGUUACAUGCAGUAGAAUAGCAGAUUUUCAAUGAUCAGUAAUUCAUACCUCGUGCAAAUUUGUAUAUCCCAACACUUGUAUUUUAUGGCAUAUUUUCAAGGAGGAUAAUGAAGACUUUGUACAAGUGUUUCUUAUCUAAAUAUUCAUAAAUUCUACUGAAAAUGACCAGAAGUAAACCAAUUACACAGAAAUUGGAAACAAACUCUUUUCAUUUUUAUUUAUUGUAGAAGGUAGUGUGCUCAAGUUCAUUAUAGGCCUAUUGAAGUUAGUUACAAUAUGUUUAAUUGAUGUUGUUGCACAUAGCAGACUGAAUUGUGGUGAUUCAUUGUACAUUUUUAUCAUACUUAACCACUUGAUAAAUCAGAUUUUGUAGUGAAUAAGCUGAUAUGCAGAACUUAUGAACAAGGUAAAUGUGCAUAUGAGUAUAGUUGUAACAUGUUGCAUGCAUAUUGUCAUCUUCAGAUUCCUGAAAGUAUCAAGCCAGCUUGUUUAAGUACUUUAUAUUAUGUGGUAUUGAUACUUUUUAGUACAAAAACUGAACCAUUGUUGGGUAAUUUUACAAAAUAUUUUGUAACAAUUGCUGCUGCAAAUCAUUCUGUCAGGUUUUGGUACAUUCAUUAAAAGGAAUUUGUUCUUUUUUUUCAUUUUGGCCUUAACCAAAACAUAGAGAUUCUUCCAUUAAAUGCAGUGAAAAUUUCAUAUCCAGUUGGCCAUAAAUACGGGGUCUAACUAAUACCUGUUUACAAACUUUAGGGACAGGUUCCUUACACCAAAACAAGAAAUAAAGUUGUGUAAACAUGGACUCUACCUUAAGAAUUGUGAGCACUUGUUCUUUUCCUCUACUGUGAAACACAUUUCUUCUAUUGACUACAUGCUCAUUGCUAUUAAGGUAUACAUUUUAGAACCUGUGUUUAAUGGACACCUUUUUCCUUUGUUUUGAUCCUUACUACCUCAUCUCAAAAUUUGGAAAGCAUAGACAAGAUGUGUGUCACAGUACUGAAGAUGGUCAAGUGCUUAUAGCUCUUAAGGUAUGCUUUUCAAAGCCCAUGUUUACCAGACCUUUUUUUCUUGGCUUGCUGUAAGGAACUUGUCCUCAAAAUCUGUGAAGGGAUUUUAAAACAUUUUAAAAACAUUAUUGAUAUAGCCAUGAGAGGCAGAAAGGUUGAAAAAAUGCCCAUUGCUAGCUAACACAGAUUGAACCUAUAAAGAUAGUUGAGAAAUUUGAACUUUCCAGAGAAAUGCAGAAGUAAAGUUAUCAGUAGCACCGGGAAUAUGCAAGAAAUUUAAAGCAUUUUGACUUAUCCUUUGUCUGAAUAUCUUGGCACUAUGGGAAGUAGAGAAUAUAAAAUAUUUAACAGAAUGUGUAAAAUUACAGAAUUCAGAGUUAAUAGAGAUGUUAUCUUGUCUCAUUGCUUCUCAUUCGGCCAUUACCAAAUCUGGUGCUAAGAGAUAAGUCCAAAAGCAAUGAAAUUUCAAAAACUUUUUGCUGUUACUGACUUCUACAGUUUUCGUAUAAGUGGUUAUUUUGCAACAGCUUUUACAGCCCGUAGCAUAUUUUUUGACUUUAUUGCCUGGUGUUGGAGAUAAACAUUAAUUAUGGUACUUCUGAUAAGUGCUUGAGUAUUUAAUUAUUAACAACAACUGGUGUGUCAUUUUGUGACCUCUGAAGAGCCAGGUUGUAAUGUAGAUCACCCGUUGGAAGAAGGGCAAAUAAUGUGCAGUACGAUGAAAAAAAUUGACUGUGUGUUAAAAAUGUGGAACUUGCAGACAAGCGGAAGAGAAAAGUUAAAUAUUUAAAAUAAAGUGAGUGCUUUGCUUCUCAAUUUUUUACACUGGGAUCCUGAAGGAUAAAAAAAAGACAAAAUAUGAAUGCUGCAACUCUGUGUAAAACACAAAUAAUGAUUUACAGAAGUUAGAUGGUAUACCAUUUAUUAUUAUAACAUGGAAAAGUUUGGUUUUAAAACUUUACAGUUCAGUACCGUUUGAGAUUUGUUAUGAGAAUUGUUAACAGCAACUGUACAUAAAUAUACUGAUCUAAAGAGAUAUAAAAGCUGCAGGAGAGAAAUGUAAGUUCAGGGAAAUGCAAAAGAGAUUGUUAACUGAUAAUGAAGUACUGCAGAUAAAAUAGUUGACUGCUUGGUGGUUAGAAAGUAUAGAGCAUAUAGGUAUCAUGCCUGUGUUGAAUUCCAUAGUGGCUUGUUAAUUAUGAAACAAGUUCUGCUUUAUCCAUCUCUAAAUCAUAGAUUCUAUCAUUAUUAGUGUCUUCUUGCUUUUUUUGUCUCUGUUGUGACUUCUCUACACAAUUUCUUUCAUUACGUAAUCCUGGUUGUUGAAAAACUUUUCACUUCCUCCGGUAUCUGUAUGUCUUACACUUUCUAAUUCUAAUAUGUUUGCUUCUCCUGGUAUAGAAGUGGUGUAAAAGUUAUAAUUAAACUAUUGAUGAAGUAGUAACUUGUGCAGUUGAGGUAUUUCAUAAAAGAAGUUAUUGUUUAUGGUUGUCCUGUUUGAACUUUUGUGUUAUUGUCAAUAUUACUGAUUGCAUUUUGGACAAAUAUGCACGUUUUGUAAAACAUUUGGUUUUUAUGCACAGAAAAUUAUUUACUAAAUGGAGGAAAAGAUUGCAGGAAAUUGAACUCUUCAAGGAUAAAGUAGGAAAAUGACCUAGAACCCCCAGUUAGUGGAGUUGUAACAGUACAAGAUGAGAGCCCACCCUGCAUUAAACAUGGUUGCCUGUGUCAUCAUCCUAGUCAGACACUAAAUCCCCCCUGUACCCAUUUCUGUGCAUAUCGUUCAUAUUCUUUUAACUAACUCUGCUGCAAAAUUCAAUACUAUCCUUGAGGUGAAGCAAUUGUACUAGCCUUUUUGUGACCUUUGUUCAGCUUUUUAUGUUGGCACAGCAACAGUUAAGGCUCUUGGUGAGGAUGCAUGUUCAAAAACUGAAAUAUGCUCACUAGCACCAAUCUUACUAUGGGUGCAAUGUGAUAUCAUACUUUACAUGUCAGAACUCAAAUAUACAUGGAAAGAAACUUCGUCUACAGGCUGUUCCAGAAUUAAGUCAAGUCAUUUUUGUCAGUUGCAGUUGCCCACCAUAAAAGACCUACAUUCAUCUAUCUGUUUUCUCCCCUUUCGCUGUCCCUGAUGCUUUGUGACAUCUGUUGUUUUGAUUUCUUUCUUCUAAUUUUCUCUUCACAAAUUACUUCGUAUCUCCCUUUCUUUAUUUUGGUGCCCAUCUUUAUCUGAUGUCACCUCCUAUUCCACCUUAACCCAAACUUAUCUCCUCCUCUCUAUCACUUAAAACAAAACCAGUCUUCUGCUGCUCAACUGGGUGUACUAAGCGACAGUCAGGUAAUACUAAUUCAUGUUGGCUUCUCAGUGAAUAAUGAAAUAGUAUUGAGCUCCCACAGCAAAUAGCUCUAGUUACAUAUAUUGCUAGUGAAUAUUAAUAUAUACUCUAUCUUUCUUCUGAUUUUCAAGAAGUAAUAGCCUGGCAGGACAGAAUGCAAGUUCAGUAUGUGGAUGGCUUUAUUAUUACUAUUAUUAUAAUUGCAUGAUGGUACUAUAUGGGUUAUUUUGCCAUGUUUCAUUACUGCAUGUGUCUGCCAGCUUCAGCCUGAUCUGUAGAAGUUGUUUAAAAUGUUAUUUUAUUGUUGUUUAAUUUUUGGAUACUUUUCUUUAUACACAUACUCUACAGUAUAUUCAAUGUCUGGAAUCAUAAUAUUUAUGCGAACAGAUGCUGGAGAUGGUGUUUGCCUUUGAAAGCUAUUUUUCUUAAAUAUGUUUCUGAUAGCAUUGCAGACAAAUAUGUGUAUUUUGCAGAACAUUUGGUAAUGUAACAUGCACACCAGAUGAUUAAGUCAUAACUUUGAAGCCAAUUGAAAGUAAGGUUUUGUGCCCAAAUGCAUAGGGAGAUUCAGAUUUUUUCAUAGCUGCUAUGAGAUGAGUGCUACUUUGAGUGAGAUGUGUUUUAUGAUUGUAUAGAAGUUACCAGAGUGUUCUUAAACUGUAAGAAUGUAAUGACUUUCAUAAAAUAGUAAAUCAUUGAUAAUUAUUAUAAGAAUUGCUCAGAUAUAUGUUGUUUGACAUACUAACAAUCAACAAGUGUUGGGAAGUCAUAGUGUCAUUAAAAGCUGUUGCCAGUAAUUUGCUAUUAAUGUGGAAAUUUGUCACUAUGGAAGCAAUUCAUAUGAUAAUCUCUGUCUGAGAAGUAGUAAUGUUAUAUGUGUGUUUUGACUGUUUAACUGUUGUUUUUAAGUGUCAGUGUGAAGUUACCCAGAAAUAAAAUACAGAAUGACAGUAGAAAAUCUACGUAAUAUGUUGUACAUUUGUAUCAUCAAGAUGUCGAAUUAAUAAAACAGAAAAAAACCUA
Molecule: messenger RNA, 11665 nt
Organism: Schistocerca gregaria
Lineage: Eukaryota; Metazoa; Arthropoda; Insecta; Orthoptera; Acrididae
Product: CUE domain-containing protein 2
Exons: 8
Coding region: 355-1302 (315 amino acids)
Source: RefSeq, a predicted model, not a curated record